AUGAAUUAUAACAUUUUAAUUUAUAAAUGGACAUUAAUGUUAUUAAGUUUCAAAAGUUCAUUCUCAUAUGUGGAAGAAGAUGGUCGUAUAAUAGAAUAUGAUAAUUUUGAUGAAUUUAAGAAUUAUGUAAAUAAAAGUUAUUUACAUACUUAUGAUGAGCUGCGAAGUCGAUCUGCAUUUGAAGAAAAUCGAGCCGCUGUUCGUCAACAUAAUGCCCUUUUUAGUAAGGGUGAGAGUUCUUUCCGUUUGCGAACUAAUAUCAUGGCCGAUAUGGCAAAGUUGAAGUUUUGA
Molecule: messenger RNA, 291 nt
Organism: Lucilia cuprina (Australian sheep blowfly)
Lineage: Eukaryota; Metazoa; Arthropoda; Insecta; Diptera; Calliphoridae
Exons: 3
Coding region: 1-291 (96 amino acids)
Source: RefSeq, a predicted model, not a curated record